GUGAAUCUACAUCGUAAUUACCAGAAAAUUUGAUUAUUGCUAGCGAGAACUUGUGCUCUACUGCCUGGGCAUAAUGGUUACGAUUGUGCCAUCGCGAUUUGCCGGUCUCCGAAUCGAGGAUGACGAUGAAGAGUGCCCGAAACCGAAACAAAACCAGAAAGCUCCCGCGAAUCAAAAGUCUACCGCCGGCAGUAGCAGCGGUAGCAGUUCAACCAAGCAGGGUGGUAAUCACCAACAUCAAAAAAAGAAACCGAAAAAACCUAAAAAGUCUUCCAACGAUGGUGCACAAAACGAGCAGUGGUCAAAAUGGCAACAAAAGGACACCGAAAUAGUGGAAAGUCACUACGAAAAAGAUCUGGAACAAGCUCUGAUGCUGUCCAAGCUUGAAUUCGAAGCAAAUAAAACAAAAAUUUUACAAGCAGAACGGGAGGCCAAGCAAUCUGCAAAACCGAAAAAAUCACGUCCAUUGUCGCUGCAACAGUUUCAGUCGAAAAUUGAUAAAGAUUCCGCAGAAAAAGAGACGGAAAGGCAACGCGAACUUGCCGAGGCUGCUGACAACAAGAAGUUUACCUUCUUCGAACAAAUUGACCGAGAAACGAAGCAAACUAUACAAAAGGAGCAGUACAAAUCUUUGGUUUCCAACCGUGCGUACAAUUUCUCGGAAGGUGCCGUUGCCGAUGAAAAUAAGGAACCGCCCGAUUCGCCAGCGGAAGAAAGCAGCGAGUUGGAGAAGCUCAAAGCGGAAAACGCUACCCUCAGGGCAGAGUUAGAUUUAGCCACGACAAGACUGAAGAAAGCUUGUUCGAUGCUUAAGGCUGGCGAGAUGAAGGACAAAGCUGCCCUGCUGAUCGAAAUCGCACAGCUCAAAAAAGUUCAUGAAGAAAUGGCCAAAGAAAUGACCGCGUUGAGCGCCGAGCUACAGCAGGAAAAGUCCAAAGCCGGUAGCGCUAACCACGAACGGGGUGGCAAGGAGCGAGCAGGCGGUAAGAAAUCCGUUCGAUUCGAUGCGUCCACGGAGCUGCACAAUGGAAGGGAUGCAUGAGUAGGGUGAAAAGAGUUGACGAGAGAUGUUGCACACCGAUGUUCCUUUCAGUUGAUUUUGACUUGUACGAUUGGGAUUAAUAACCAGAUCUCGUGAUAUAUCCAUGAUUUUUUUAAACAACUAGUAAUAGUAAUGGCCGUGCAAGUGAAAAUAAGUAAAGUAAUAAAAAUGUA
Molecule: messenger RNA, 1215 nt
Organism: Sabethes cyaneus
Lineage: Eukaryota; Metazoa; Arthropoda; Insecta; Diptera; Culicidae
Product: G kinase-anchoring protein 1-A-like
Exons: 2
Coding region: 74-1042 (322 amino acids)
Biological process (GO): signal transduction
Cellular component (GO): Golgi apparatus
Source: RefSeq, a predicted model, not a curated record